Messenger RNA from Ichthyophthirius multifiliis, 1224 nucleotides. RefSeq lists its product as hypothetical. The record is from RefSeq and is a predicted model, not a curated record. Gene Ontology annotation, cellular component: cytosol; cytoplasm; nucleus. Lineage: Eukaryota; Ciliophora; Oligohymenophorea; Hymenostomatida. The transcript has a single exon. Gene Ontology annotation, molecular function: manganese ion binding; arginase activity.
AAAUUAAAACAUUUUUAAAGAAAAGAAAUAAUAUUAAUAAAAAAAAAAAAAAUGAACCAAAAACAAAAAUACAUUGAAAAAUUCCAAAAAAUAAAAACAAAAAACAUCGACAUAAUCGGAGUCUGUAUAAAAGAAGGACAAAACCUAACUGGUACUGAACUAGCUCCCGAUUGCUUACGAAAAAGUGGCUUAAAUUUAGUUUUAGAAUUUUUAGGCUGGAAAAUAAACGACCUAGGAAACAUCAACUUAGAAUCUUAAGACGAAGGAUAAGAAGUACAUACUAAAAUCGAAAAUAAGACUAAUUAAUCAUAAGAUGAUAAAUAAGACUUAUAACUAAAAUACUACACAAAUAUGAAACAUUCAGAAACAAUAGGAUAAGCAUGCUAAUAAUUACAUGAAAAAGUAAAAUAAAGUUCUCAAAAAAGUAAUUUUCCGUUAAUUUUAGGAGGAGAUCAUGGAAUAGCUACUGGUACAAUUUCUGGAAUGUUAGAAACUUAUGAAAAUUUGAAAGUUAUAUGGAUAGAUGCACAUGGAGAUAUUAAUUUACCAGAAACUUCGCCUAGUGGAAAUUAUCAUGGAAUGCCUGUGGCGCAUUUAUUGGGAUGGUUUUAGAAAAAAGUUAAAGGAUUUGACUGGCUAAAAUUUAAAUUAAAACCUGAGAAUAUUGUUUUUAUAGGAUUAAGAGAUCUAGAUGAAGAAGAAAAGGACUUAUUAAAUAAAAAUAAAAUUAAGUGUUUCUGUAUGCACUAAAUUGAUUAAUUUGGAAUUGGAGAAGUCAUGAAAUAAGCUUUUAAAUACUUAAAAAUAGAUGAAGAUUAGAAUUCGGCUUUACAUUUAAGCUUUGAUAUUGAUGCAGUGGAUCCUUCUUUUGCUCCUGGUACAGGUACAAAAUCUAAGGGAGGAUUAACUUAUAGAGAAGCUCAUUAUAUUUGUAGAAGUGCGGCGGAAAGUGGAAAAUUAGUUAGUAUGGAAUUGGUUGAAGUUAAUCCCAAUUUGGAAGAAGUUGAUCAUCAUUUAUUACAUUUACAUGGAGAUGAUAAAAAUAUUAAAGGGUCUAAAACUGUUGGAUUGGCUAUUGAGUUAAUUAAAUCGGCUUUAGGAUAUACUUUGCUUUGAAAUUAUUUUUGUUUUUUGCUAUUUUUUAUUUUUAUAUAAUGUUUUAUUUUUUUUAUUUCUAUGGUUUAUUUUUUUUCUAAUUUAUAUUUUAUUUUAUUAAUCUUUUUU